AUGCUAAACGCAACAGGCGACGGCGGGUCGCGACUCGCGGCAGUAGAAUGGGGCGACGUAGGGGCUGAACUUAGGUUUUCAGGAGUUCGUCGUGUUCGAUGUUUGCCUUUGCCUGGUCCAUUUCUACCGUGCGUGGACCUGUUCGACUGGUGGACGCUGCGCUGCGGCGUGUGGGCGGUGUUCCUGCUGGCGCUGCUGGGCAACGGGACAGUCGUGUUUGUGUUGGUGUUUAGUCGCAGCCGCAUAGACGUGCCACGGUUCCUCGUCACGAAUCUAGCGGCAGCUGAUUUUUUCAUGGGAAUUUACCUAGGGUUUUUGGCAGUCGUCGACGCUGGAACAUUAGGUGAAUUUCGCGCGCACGCAAUAUCUUGGCAAAUGUCCGGCGGGUGUCGGCUCGCGGGCUUCCUGGGAGUGCUGUCGUCCGAGCUGUCCGUUUACACACUGGCCGUCAUCACGCUGGAACGCAACUACGCCAUCACGCACGCCAUGCACCUCAACAAGCGGCUGUCGCUGCGGCACGCCGCCGCGGUCAUGGCGGCCGGCUGGGCCUUCUCGCUGGCGGCGGCCACGCUGCCGCUGCUCGGCGUCUCCGACUACCGCAAGUUCGCUAUCUGCCUGCCCUUCGAGACCGGCUCGCCCGCCGCCCUCGGAUACGUCGUCACUCUUCUCGCUAUCAACGGCUUAGCUUUCCUGGUGCUGCUCGGCUGCUACCUUAAAAUGUACUGUGCUAUACGCGGGUCACAAGCGUGGAAUUCGAACGAUUCUCGAAUUGCGAAGCGAAUGGCGCUUCUAGUGUUCACAGAUUUUCUGUGCUGGUCGCCGAUAGCUUUCUUUGCACUCACGGCGGCUUUCGGUGCGCAGCUCGUCUCUCUAGAGGAGGCGAAAGUGUUUACAGUUUUCGUUUUACCGUUGAAUUCAUGCUGUAACCCCUUCCUGUAUGCCAUUCUCACGAAACAAUUCAAAAAAGAUUGCGCCCUGGUGUGCAAGGCCAUAGAAGAAUCUCGCGUCACGCGGGGCAUCGGCCGAUGUAGGCACUCUUCAAACUUUAGCAAUCGCCAGACGCCGGCCAACACCAACAGCCUCGCGGAGCGCUCGUCCAGGGGGCAGCACGGCGCGGCGUGCGCGUGCCGCCGCCUGCUGCCCGCCGCCGCCGCGCCCGGCGCCGGCGCGCCGCCCACGGAGGCGGGCGGCGAGCGCCUGCUGCGCUGGCUGCGAGCGUGCGGCCGCCGCGCCGCCGCCCCCGCGCCGCCCGCGCCCCGCCAGCCGCCCGCUCCGCCCGCGCGCGCCGGCUCCGUGUCCUCUUCGGUGGAAUUCUCGUCGUCGCGCUCGGACUCCUGGCGCACGUACGGGCGGCCGCCGCCGCCGCCGCGCCGCGCCGCCUCGUGGUUGGUGGCGCGCAAGACGUCGCAGGACUCCAAUCUGUCGUCAUCGCGCAACGACUCGUCCGGCUCGAACGCCACGGCGUCGACGGGCACGUGGCGCACGUCGCGCUCGGGCGGCAGCGCGCGGCGGCAGGCGGCGCGGGGGCGGGCGGCGCCGGGGCGGGCGGCGCGGGGGCGGGCGGCGCGCGGCCUCGGCUCACGCGGCAGCCGGCGGUGGUGGCGGACGAGCCGCCGCUGUCGCCGGGCGCGCUGCCGCCGCCGCGCCUGCUGCACACCAUCCCGUCCGCGGCGGAGACGGAGGCGCAGACGGAGGAGGCGGACGCGCGCUGAGCGCCUCGCCUCGCUCCUUCACUCAUCACCGCUCUCGAGGGCUUAUGUCGAGAUCGGAAUCAGUGUCUUAUCAAACCGUCCAUUAGCAACCGUUCCCGCGACUCCCGUCAGUCACAUUUGUGCAAUUGAACCUCGAACACUUCCCCCCGCUGUAGUUAUAAGUAGUGUAAUAUUAGCAUUUAUCGAUAGAGACUCAAUACCGCCACUAUACAUAUGUAGGUACAUAUAUUUGAGCUGUGAGCAUUUUGAUCAAAUCGCCAGAUUAUCACGUCAUCGCCACAAA
Brenthis ino (lesser marbled fritillary) is the source of this 1995-nucleotide messenger RNA. Lineage: Eukaryota; Metazoa; Arthropoda; Insecta; Lepidoptera; Nymphalidae. The record is from the annotation of a GenBank genome assembly.